Theileria parva strain Muguga is the source of this 162-nucleotide messenger RNA. RefSeq lists its product as hypothetical. The transcript has a single exon. The record is from RefSeq and is a predicted model, not a curated record. Bases 1 to 162 code for a protein of 53 amino acids. NCBI's taxonomy places the organism in Eukaryota, Apicomplexa, Aconoidasida, Piroplasmida, Theileriidae.
AUGAAAAAAUUAAUUAUACAAAAUUUAUUAGACCUUAUCGGUACUAUAGCAAUCUAUUUAAUUAUAUUUAUACAUAAAUCAAUAGUUGUUUAUGUAUUUUUUAUUCUAAGUUGUGAUAUUAUCAAUCAAUUAUGUAUAAAAAAAAGAAAAAGUUUUAAUUAA